This is a messenger RNA of Saprolegnia parasitica CBS 223.65, 4056 nucleotides long. RefSeq lists its product as hypothetical. Gene Ontology annotation, biological process: transmembrane transport. The coding region runs from base 19 to 3912 and encodes 1297 amino acids. Gene Ontology annotation, molecular function: ATP hydrolysis activity; ABC-type transporter activity; ATP binding. The record is from RefSeq and is a predicted model, not a curated record. NCBI's taxonomy places the organism in Eukaryota, Oomycota, Saprolegniomycetes, Saprolegniales, Saprolegniaceae. The transcript has a single exon. Gene Ontology annotation, cellular component: membrane.
UCUGGGAUUUCCCGCCUCAUGGCACCCACGACCAAGUACCAGUCGGUAGGGCCGGCGCCGCAAAGCGACGAUGCGCCGACCAAACACCCGCUGGAGGUCGUCGGCUUCUUCUCGCGCCUCACGUACCACUGGGCGAGCGGACUCAUGGCGACCGGGAACGAGCGCCAGCUCGAAGCGAGCGACAUUUGGCCGCUCCAGGCUGCGAGCAAGUGCCGGGCGGUGGCCGCGCAGUUUCUGCCGCGCUACAAGGCGACCAACUCGAUCAUCCGCGCAUGGAUCUCGGUCUUUGGCUGGAACGCAGUUCUGAUUGGCAUCAUGCAGUUCCUUGCGAUGGUGUGCUCGCUGUACGGCCCGGUCGUUUUGCAGCAAGUGGUCUCGUCCGUCGAAGCGUCGGCCGUUGACUAUGAGCAGCUUUUGAUUUCAAUCGGGUCGCUCUUUCUCGUCAAGGUGGCCCAAGCCGUCAUUCAGACGCAGUCGGACUUGCAAAACGAGGUGCUUUACGUCCGGGCGACGUCGGCGCUGCAAGACCUCCUCUACAAGAAGGCGCUGUCGCUCAACGCCAAGUCGCGCAAGACCAAGAGCACGGGCGAGAUCUCCAACCUCUUUACGGCCGACAUGUGGUGGUGCCUCACGGUCUCGUUCACGGCCAACCAGAUCUGGAUCAUCCCGCUCCAGAUUGUCGCGCUCCUCUUUCUGCUCUGGCAAGUGCUCGGCUACGCGAUGCUGCUUGGCAUUGCCGUCAUGCUUUUCACGUUCUACCUCAACCGCGUCGUCGCGACCAAGCAGCGCGACGUGUGGGAGACGCUCAUGGAGAAGGAGGACGCGCGCAUGAAGGUGGUCAACGAGGUCUUUGGCGCGAUGCAGAUCAUCAAGCUCAACGCGUGGGAAGAGCGGUACUACGACAAGAUUACGUCGCUGCGUAACGACGAACUCAAGUCGCUCUGGCACGAGACGAUUCUCGCUGCGCUCUCGUCGACCAUGAACAACGUCGCGCCUGUCCUCCUCACAACCGUCUCGUUUGGCGCCUACGUUCUCUGGCUCGGCGAAACGCUAACCGCCUCCAAGGUCUUUACGGCGCUCAGUCUCUUUUCGAUGAUCAAGGCGCCCAUGAUGCGGCUCCCGCAGAUCAUUGCCAACUGGAUGCAAGCGUACGUCUCGUACGGUCGCUUCUGUGACUUUCUCGCGCUCGCCGAGAAGCAAGACGACGUUGUCUCCUCCGACGUCUCGGGCAAUGACGUGGCCAUUGAGAUUGUCAACGCGUCCUUUGGCUACGACACCGACAAGCCGCCGCUCUUCUCCAACGUCAACCUUCAAGUCAAGCGCGGCGAGUUUGUCGUGAUCCAUGGCUCGGUCGGCGAAGGCAAGUCGUCGCUCUGCAACGUCCUCCUCGGCGAACUCGACAAGUACGCGGGGUCGGUCGGCGUCAGCGGCCGCGUCGCGUACUUUGCGCAGCAGCCGUGGAUCCAAAACAUGACGAUCCGCGAAAACAUCCUCUUUGGCCACCCGUACGACCGGAAAAAGUACAGUGCCGUCCUCGAAGCGUGUGCUUUGACCAAGGACCUGACGCUCUUUGCGGCCGGCGACCGCACCGAGAUUGGCUCGAAAGGCGUCAACGUCUCUGGCGGUCAAAAGGCGCGCAUCGCGCUCGCGCGAGCGUGCUACAGCGACGCCGAUAUCUUUCUUUUGGACUCGCCCUUGUCGGCCGUCGACGCGAUCGUCCAGAACGAGAUUUUCACCAAGUGCUUUCUCGGUCUCUUGCGUCACAAGACGAUCUUGCUCGUGACGCACUCGCCCGACAUCAUUGCGUCGUCGUACAUUGACCGGACCAUUGAAGUCAAGGACGGGACGCUGCUGACACAUGCGCUCCAGGCGGACAAGGCCGACCACCCGAUCCUUGUGGCGCCGCUUAAAGCCCGGACGCUCUUCUCGGACGACGAAGUUGUCAACGACGACGUGGUUACCGGCGCCUCGGUGCUCUCGUACGCGGACACGCUCGUGUCGCCGUGCAUCAAGUCGCCGUUUGGUCAUGACCUCGAGCCGCAGCUCUUCACGCCGUACGACGCCAAGCAGCCGCAAACGUACAAUGAAAGCGGCGGCAAGCUCGUGGUCGAGGAAGAGCGCAUUGAAGGCCGCGUCUCGAAAGAGGUUUUCUUCGCGUACUUUGCCGCGGCGGGCGGGUGGCCGGUCGUGUUUGGGCUCCUCGUCAUCCAGUGCUUUUGGCAAGGCCUGAGCAUCUGCAGCGACUUGUACCUUGGGUACUGGACCAACACGGCGCUGAUCUUGACGCCGACCGAGUUUCACGCGAACGCCGAGUACAACAUUAGCAUCUACUCGCUGCUGGCGCUCGGGUCGGCGGCCAUGGUGGUCGUGCGUGUCCUCACCGUGUCGCUGGCUGGCAUGCGCGCGUCCAAGGUGCUCUUCGAAGGCAUGACGCAGUCACUCUUGCGGGCGCCGAUGCGGUUUUUCGACGCCAACCCGCUCGGGCGGGUGCUCAACCGGUUCAGCGGCGACAUGGGCCAAGUCGACGGCCGCAUUCCAUGGUCGUUCAGCUACUUUUUGUCGACUCUCUUUGUGCUCGUCUUCUCGCUCGGCACGACCAUGGUGGUCAUUCGCAGCUUGGGGCUGGCCUUGCUGCCGCUCAUUUACAUUUACUACAAUGUUGGUUCGCGCUACGUGCAGCCGGCCCGGGAAAUCGAACGGCUCUCGAAAACCACCAAGUCGCCGUUGAUGACGCACAUCUCCGAGACGAUUGACGGCGCGGUGCUCCUUCGCGCGUUCGGUGCGAAGCAAGUGCGCCGCUUUGAGCGCCGCCACCAGGCCAACGUGGACAAGAACAACCAAGUGCUUUUCGCUGGCGACCUCGCGGGCCAGUGGUUUGCGCUGCGUAUCCAGCUCAUCUCGGCGGCGAUGCUGCUCGUGACGACCUUGUCGCUGGUCUACCUCCGCAACGUCCUCUCGCCCGGCUUGAUUGGCCUCGUCUUCAACUACGCGCUGCAGAUCACGGCCAACUUGGAAGGCAUGGUGAGCGUCUGGUCGGGCCUCGAGAUGGCCAUGGUCGCGCCGGAGCGAGUCGCCGAGUACACCAACGUCGAGCAAGAGGCGCCGCGCGUGAUCGCUGGCAGCGUGGCGAAAGAGUGGCCGGCGUCCGGCAGCCUCAAGUUUGAGAACGUCAGCUUCCGCUACAAGCCCAACGACCCGCUCGUGCUCAAGGACCUCAACUUUGACAUUCGGUCGGGCGAGAAGAUUGGUAUCGUCGGUCGCACGGGCGCCGGCAAGUCGAGUUUGACCAUGGCGCUCUUCCGCAUCAACGAGAUUGCGUCCGGCCACAUGUACAUGGACGGCGUCGACACGAAGAGCGUCGGCCUCAAGACGCUGCGCGAGAGCAUGGCGAUCAUUCCGCAAAACCCGAUCUUGUUCAAGGGCACGCUGCGCAACUACCUCGAUCCGUUUGACGACUACUCGGACGACCAGCUCUGGGACGUGCUCACCAAGGUGCGCAUGCAGUCGCGCGUCGCGACCGAAGAGCUCAAGCUCGAGAGUCCGAUCGAAGAGAACGGCGAAAACUACUCGGUCGGCGAGCGCCAAAUGCUGUGCAUGGCGCGGGCAAUCCUGCGGCAGAGCAAGAUCGUGGUCAUGGACGAAGCGACGGCCGCGAUCGACCACGAGACGGACCAGAACCUGCAGCAAGUGAUCCGGACCGCGUUUGCCAAGUCGACCGUCCUCACGGUGGCCCAUCGUCUCGACACGGUCUUGGAUUGCGACCGGAUCAUGGUGUUUGACCAAGGCCGGUGCGUGCAGUGCGACACGCCGCAAGCGCUCAUCGAUGCGGGCGAGGGCAUCUUCUUUGAACUCUGCGACGAAGGCGGCUACUUGGACCGGAUCACGUCGCCUACGACAACGAGCACCGAGUAGAAGCUGGUGAAGUCCAGUGCAUUUUUCAUCAAUAUAGUUAGUUGGGUGUAUGCGUCGCGUCGGUGGCAGAAUCGAUGGCUUGCUAGAACGACUUCUACAUGGCGGGAGCUACACUGGUCGCAGCAAGUGUCAUGCACAUUAAGG